AUGUCGCCAUCAAUACGACGAGCAACUUGGAUACUACUCUUUCUGACGGCACUCGCUCUAUACUUAGUAUCUGUAUCGUAUUUAAGCCAGUCCAUAAUUCAGCAGCCUGAAGCAAGUAGCGAACUCACUGAUGACGAAGACUUUUUUGAUGAUUACGACGAGAAUGAGGACGAAGAGCGUUAUCUCACUUAUCUACCUCACAGCGGUUUCCAUAACCAACGCAUAGCACUUGAGAAUGCGUUGUUCCUCGCCUGGGCGACAAACAGAACUCUCAUAAUGCCGCCUAUUGUGCUUGGUAGCAGAAUACCGUAUCAGCCCUUUCCCCGUCUAUUCUCACUUUUGUCUUCACUCAAUCCAGAGAAAAAGCAAGCAUUACCAGACUGCUCUAAUUUAGUAGGCGCACACCUUGCAUCCUGUUUGAAGACCUACAGGAAAUUAUUCUUUACUUUCUUGCAAUGGGACGAAUUAAUGGACUUGAGUGCAGCAAGGGGUAAAGUACGUAUCAUCAACAGAUACGACUUUAAUAUAACACAUCUUUAUGAAAAGCUGGAUUUCACCGAGGAAGAUGUCUACGUGCUGGAAGACCAAGUUCUUUACAGUUUUCAGAUUUGCGACAAUCCUAAUCCCAGUGUGCGUUCAGACAAAUUCAAAGAUCGAGUCUCAUUAACUAGUAUAAAGAAGCGUCCGCAGAAGCUUUUGCACUUUUCUAGCCUAUUCAGUUCAUCUCGAAUUCUAGCAGAACUGCCCGAGAACCGCGAAAUCCUUGACUUGAUACGACGAAACAUGGUUAUAUCGCAUCCAGUGUUGACCAAGGUGGUGGAUAAGAUAGUAGUAGAGUUGGGGGGUCAGGGCAGCUAUGUCGGUGUUCACAUUAGAGUCGGUGACGGAUUUUUUAAGAAACAGUUGGCCAGUACCGUUGCGGCCAUGACUGACAAACUGCUGCGUGAGUAUGGGCCGGCGUCGUCAUCGGCCGAGGGAGAUGACUCUGUUCAGACGAUAUCUGAAAAGCAAGAAUUUAAGGAAAACAGCAAUUUGUCAUCGUGUUUUUCACAAAAUAGCAACUAUCCGGUGCUUUACUUGGCCACUGAUUCUGCUCAAGCCGAAGAAGACCUUGCAGGAAUACUUUCAGCGUUUCCGUGCGUCUUCAUGUUAUCGGACUUUAACUCAUAUCUUGAUGAGGUCAAGCAAGUGGUUAAUCCAAUCGACCAUGUUAAUUUGCAAGAAUUUUUUGUUCCAUUAAUAGAUCUAAUGGUGGUUGCUAAAGGAGGGAGGUUUAUAGGAACUCAUAGAAGCACGUUCUCUAAUUAUGCUAAACGUUUACAUGAAGUGUGGGUGGGCGAUGAUGCGGAUGGUUUUAGUUAA
Paraglomus brasilianum is the source of this 1362-nucleotide messenger RNA. The record is from the annotation of a GenBank genome assembly. Lineage: Eukaryota; Fungi; Glomeromycota; Glomeromycetes; Paraglomerales; Paraglomeraceae.